AUGGCUCGUCGUACUAAGAAGGUUGGAAUCGUCGGUAAAUAUGGAACAAGAUACGGUGCCUCUCUUCGUAAGGUGAUCAAGAAAAUUGAGAUCGCCCAACACACCAAAUACGUCUGCCCAUUCUGCUGCAAAGAAGCCGUCAAGAGAACCGCCUGUGGUAUUUGGGAGUGCAGAGCUUGCAAAAAGCAAAUUGCUGGUGGUGCCUUUACCAUGUCUACAAUUUCAGGCGCUACUGUUAGAUCGACUGUCAGAAGACUCAGAGAAGCUAGACAUGCCCAAUAA
Messenger RNA from Entamoeba invadens IP1, 282 nucleotides. RefSeq names its product 60S ribosomal protein L37A, putative. The coding region runs from base 1 to 282 and encodes 93 amino acids. Gene Ontology annotation, molecular function: structural constituent of ribosome. The record is from RefSeq and is a predicted model, not a curated record. Gene Ontology annotation, cellular component: ribosome. The transcript has 2 exons. NCBI's taxonomy places the organism in Eukaryota, Evosea, Mastigamoebida, Endamoebidae. Gene Ontology annotation, biological process: translation.